Molecule: messenger RNA, 1169 nt
Organism: Epinephelus fuscoguttatus (brown-marbled grouper)
Lineage: Eukaryota; Metazoa; Chordata; Actinopteri; Perciformes; Serranidae
Exons: 3
Coding region: 90-1169 (359 amino acids)
Source: RefSeq, a predicted model, not a curated record
UUGGUAUACCAAUUUUUUAUGACUGUACCACGGAAACAAGAGGGCUGCAAAGAACCGCCAGUGAAGUCAACACACAGAUCACUAAUGACAUGCAGCAGGAGCUGGAGGAUUUCCAGUCACAAAGCCCUGAACAUCAGCCGCAAGACUUCCCGAUUCAGUGCCUUGAUCAUCAGGAAGGACCUGGUGCAUUGAGUGAGGAUGUUACCAGACGUGCAGCUGCAUUUGUCAUCAAUGUCCGGGAACAAUGCCACCUGUCCCAGAGGAGCAUCAACAGUAUUGUCUCUGGAGUGCAGCAGUAUCAAAGUGCUCUUCUGAAUACCUUGAGGGACACCAUGAAGAGGAUCUUCGAAAGACAUUCAGACAGUAUGGAGAAACUCCAAGAGGAGGCACUGGCAACCUUGGACAAUUUACAAGAUCCUUUCUCCACAAUGGCCACUAGAUACAAGCAGGACAUUAACCUUGAGAGACUCUUUAGCCCAGUAAAACCAGAGGAGGUAGUGAUAUCUCAAAGGGUUUGUAGAGUUAAGAAAGGACAAUCAAGGGUUCUUGCAAUCAAAAACAAAAGUUUUUACUACAUACCAUUAAUUAAGAGUCUUCAACAGCUGUUGUCCAAUUCCAGAAUUUUUGACAUGAUCAACACCACACCACAGAGCUGCCACAAAGAAGGGUUUUUGUAUGACAUUAUUGAUGGGAGCUUUUUCAAAUCCCACCCACUGUUUUCAAAUAAACCCUCUGCUUUGCAGGUGAUAUUGUAUUCUGAUGAAAUAGAGAUAUGUAAUCCCCUGGGACCACACGCUACAGCAAAUAAAUUGCUGAUGGUUUAUUAUACUUUAGGAAACAUAGACCCAAAGUUUAGGUCAAAGCUUGCUGCAAUCAGACUCCUUGCUAUAGCAAAAGCUAAUGAUAUUGAUGAGUGUGGUGUUGAGGUUGUCUUAGAAAGAAUUCAUAAAGACUUAGAGUUGCUGUAUAAUGGUGUCAAAAUCCAAACGAAGAAUGGGCAGAUGGAUUUAUUUGGUGCUGUAGUUUCAGUAUGUGGUGACACACUUGCCCAACAUGAACUUGCUGGGUUCAAGGAAGGGGUUGGCUUGCACAGCAAGUGCAGGCAUUGUGAAUGCACCUUUGAUGAAAUGCAGGAGAAUUUUGAAAAAGUUUUACUGAAAGGACAUUGA